Messenger RNA from Syngnathus typhle (broad-nosed pipefish), 2190 nucleotides. RefSeq names its product beta-carotene oxygenase 1, like (gene bco1l). The transcript is spliced from 11 exons. Gene Ontology annotation, biological process: retinal metabolic process; carotene catabolic process. Lineage: Eukaryota; Metazoa; Chordata; Actinopteri; Syngnathiformes; Syngnathidae. Gene Ontology annotation, molecular function: carotenoid dioxygenase activity; beta-carotene 15,15'-dioxygenase activity. The record is from RefSeq and is a predicted model, not a curated record. Bases 97 to 1671 code for a protein of 524 amino acids.
UAAGUACACACUGUGUGUGUGUGUGUGUUUCAACAACUUGAUGGUGGAGUAAUAGCAGCAGCAACGAGAAAAUAAGUGUCGAGCUCAGCUGUGAAAAUGCAAUCCUUAUUUAUUCAGAACGGAAAGGAAACAGCAGAGCCUGUGAAAGCCCAAGUCAAAGGUUGUGUGCCCACAUGGCUACAGGGCACGCUGAUAAGGAAUGGGCCAGCUCUAUUUUCUCUGGGCGAUUCGGAGUACAACCACUGGUUUGAUGGGAUGUCUCUCAUUCACAGCUUCACGUUCAAAGACGGUGAGGUGUUCUACAGAAGCAAGUUCCUGAAGAGCCACACCUAUAAGAGAAACAUUAAGGCUGACCGGAUUGUUGUCUCCGAGUUCGGCACCAUGGUCUAUCCUGACCCCUGCAAAAACAUCUUCUCCAGAGCAUUCACACAUCUCAGCAAUGUCAUUCCUGACUUUACCGACAACAACAUGAUUAACAUCAUCCGCUACGGUCAGGACUACUACGCUUCCUCGGAGAUCAACUACAUUAACCAAAUUGAUCCGGUUACUUUGGACACAGUUGAAAGGAUCAACUACAGGAAUCAUAUUGCUGUCAACUUGGCAACGGCUCACCCUCACUAUGAUGAUGAAGGCAACACAUACAACAUGGGCACCACCAUCGUGGGUGUUGGUCCACCAAAGUAUGUCAUAUUUAAAGUCCCAGCUGAUACUUCAGGUUCCGGGCAGAAGAAACCUGCCCUUCGGCAGCUGCAACAGGUCUGCUCAUUUCCCGUUCGCUCCAUGUUCUUCCCGAGCUACUUCCACAGCUUCGGCAUGACUGAGAACUUCAUCGUAUUCGUGGAGCAACCGUUCAAAGUGGAUGUUGUCAAACUGGCAACUGCCUAUUUCCGCGGCAUAAACUGGGGAAACUGUCUCAAGUUCGACAAAGACGACGCUACCUUCUUUCACCUAUUCAAUCGGAGGACAGGAAAGAGGCUUUCAACUCGUUUCUAUGGGGAACCCCUGGUGGUCUUUCAUCACAUUAAUGCCUACGAGAGUGAGGACCACGUGGUGUUUGACCUCAUUACUUAUAAGGACGCCAAUCUUUACGAGAUGUUCUACAUGAAGAACCUGAGGAUGAAUACGAGUAGCUUCAUUGAGGCACACUCCAACUUGUCGCCGCCAGCGAGCCAGAGAUUUGUCCUACCGUUAAAUGUCAACAAGGACUCACCAAAAGGAGCCAACUUGGUGAGUCUGGCAAACACGACAGCUACGGCAGUCAUGAAGGAAGACGGUCAAGUCUUCUGCCAGCCGCAAACUCUGUUCCAAGGUCUGGAGUUGCCAAACAUCAACUACAAGUUUAAUGGCAAGAAGUAUAGAUACUUCUACGGCUCCAAAGUGGACUGGUCUCCGCAGCCCAACAAGAUCAUCAAGUUUGACACCGUGGCCAUGACCCAUGUGGAAUGGCAACAGGACAACUGCUACCCAUCAGAACCUGUGUUUGUGUCAUCACCGAAGGCUGUGGAUGAAGAUGAUGGAGUGAUCUUGUCAUCAGUCAUCUCUCCGGACCCCAACACUUCACCCUUCAUGCUUGUGCUCGAUGCCAAAACGUUGAAGGAGCUGGCUCGGGCCGCCAUUCCUGUCAGCGUUCACUUGGAUCUUCAUGGACUUUUCAUCCCCAACACCAACUGACAAAGUACUCAAACUUUAUACUUAGAAAGUCAUCUGUUUCAUCACAACCACUUGUGUUUUAGAAGUAAUGCUGCGUUAUUAAAUGUACUUGAGUCACCUCGUUACCAUCCAUGUAGUUUACUACUAAUAUCCCAAAAAAAAGGGCAGGUCAGGUAGCCAGGCCUCACCUUGCCCAUAGGAAAAGAAAACUGAAUUGGUAAUUUACAGAAUCAGACUCAGUAGUUGUGCGAACUUUACUUAAGGAGUAUUUACCAUCAUUGGUGUGCCAAACAGUUGGCCAGUGUCACCAAAAAGCUAAUAAGUUAAAAAAUACACACCAUAUUAGUAGUUUUUCAGAUUAGAGUAUUUUUGAAUGGCAUAAAAUGGUGGUUUUAUACUGGUACAAGACAAAAAAAAAAAAACAUGAACCAUUAGCGAAACAGAGCUUCACAGAAAGUCCUGUUUCACAGUCAAGUGGAUGCAUCACUUGUUAAAUCUUCACUCUGGAAUUUUUAAUAAAUGGGCAGCACUUUCACAUUC